Messenger RNA from Harpegnathos saltator (Jerdon's jumping ant), 2162 nucleotides. RefSeq lists its product as uncharacterized. The transcript is spliced from 3 exons. NCBI's taxonomy places the organism in Eukaryota, Metazoa, Arthropoda, Insecta, Hymenoptera, Formicidae. The record is from RefSeq and is a predicted model, not a curated record. The coding region runs from base 106 to 1806 and encodes 566 amino acids.
AUAUAACUACGGCGUUCCAAUGAUUGGACGAAGUAAGCUACGUUUUCCUGCGUCCAGGGAACAAGAGUACGCGGCCCGAGCCCAACGGGCGGCAUUGCGACAGAUAUGAGGAUUCGCCCGGGAUGCGCGGCUGCACUAGCGGUGCUACUGCAGGCCGCUCUUGUGGCGAGCAAGGCUCUGGAUCAAACGCAGCUGCAGCAGCGGCAACUACAACAGCAGCCUCCAUCCGAUAAAGCGGCGCAAAAGCGAUGGGGAGGUGAUUAUGGUACUUCAGCAGAUGGUGACGUCGGGGGCCACUUCGGUGGUGGUGGUGAUGGUGGUCAUUUUGGCGGUGGUGACAUCGGAGGUCAUUCCGGCGGUGGUGACAUCGGAGGUCAUUUCGGUGGCGGUGACAUCGGUGGUCACUUCGGUGGCGGUGACAUCGGUGGUCACUUCGGUGGCGGUGAUGUUGGAGGUCACUUCGGUGGAGGUGACAUUGGUGGCCAUUCGGAUGGGGGUGACAUCGGUGGGCAUUUCAGUGGCCAUUUGGAUGGGGGCGGCGGCGGCGGCGGCGGCGGCGGCGGCGGAUUUGAUGCCCAUCACGACGAUCAUCAUCAUGACGAAGGUUACUGGAAAAAAAAAUUAAUCUGGAAGCCGGGCUGGAAGAAGAUCUGGAAGCCGGCGCAGAAGCAAAUCUGGAAGCCCGCAUGGAAGAAAAUCUGGAAACCUAUCUGGGUGCCAACUCAGAAGGCGGUAUGGAAGGAAAUUCAGGUCCCCGUCUGGAAAAAGAUCUGGAAGCCUGUGUGGAAACAUAUUCAGGUGCCGGUGUGGAAGGAGAUACAGGUGCCGGCCUGGAAGAAGAUUUGGAAGCCGGUUUGGAUACCGAUCAAGGUACCCGCUUGGAAGGAGAUUCAAGUGCCCGCGUGGAAGAAAAUUUGGAAGCCGGUCUGGAAGGAGAUACAGGUGCCGGUAUGGAAGGAGAUUCAAGUACCUGCCUGGAAGAAACUCUGGGUGCCUGAAUGGGUAAAGGUUGGCAUACCAGGUGAGCACUACCACGGUACGGAUCAUCACGGUUGGCAGUACACAAGCCACGAUCUCUGGAAGAAGAAGCUAAUUUGGAAGCCAGUAUGGAAGAAAUAUUGGAAACCAGCUAAGAAGCAAAUCUGGGUACCGGACAAGAAACUCGAGUGGAAGGAAGCUUGGAAACAAAUCUGGAAGCCGGCGAAGAAACAAAUCUGGAUAGACGACAAGAAACUAAUCUGGAAGGAAGAGUGGAAGCAAAUCUGGAAGCCAGCGAAAAAGCUCAUCUGGGUACCGGACAAGAAACUCGAGUGGAAGGAGGCCUGGAAGCAAGUCUGGAAGACCGACAAGAAGCUAGAAUGGAUUCCCGAUAAAAAGCUCGCCUGGAAAGAAGCGUGGAAGCAAAUCUGGGUGCCAGCCUGGAAGCAGAUCUGGGUGCCGGCUUGGAAGAAGAUUUGGAAACCGGUCUGGAUAUCGGAGUGGUUCCCCAACGAAGAUCACCAUCACCAUCAUUGGGACCGCAAGGACACGCAGGCUCAGAACACGCAAGUGGUACCUUACAGCCCGGAAGUUGCUUUCCAGAAAAGGCAAGCGGGUCAACAAGAGCAGCAGCAGAAGCAGCAGCUACAACAGCAACAGCAACAGCAGCAGCAGCAACAGCAGACGCAACAACAUCAAGCGGAGGAGAACAAUGUCAGGUGGGACAGAUCCUUCAAGGCAAAUCUGCCGACAGUCACGCAGGAUCUGAUACCACCGCCAGCUAAUCAAAACGGAGGUCAAGCCAGCUUCACCUUCCCCACCCGCUGAUCUAGAGCUAGAUCUCUGUGCACCAUAAUCGCACUGUAACCCUUCGAAAUGCUUGUACAAACGUCUCUACGCGAGACUACUGUAACAUAAGUCGCUGUAUAUAUUACGUCUUAAGAUUAAGAUAGGACGCGUGUGAAACUAAGUUACUCCAAGUGUACUCGACUGAUGCGCUCCCUAUUCUUCGGGGUGCCACCUGUACGACCCUUAUGACAUGGCAUAAUUUACAUUUGCUCCCUGCUGUUUGUGUUUCCUUUUCUUCUUUUUAUAUAUACGUAUAUAUAUAUAUAUAUAUAUAUAUAUAUAUACGCGUUAUUGUUGUUUCCCUGAUUGUUAACUAAUGCCGUUACGAAUAAAGU